Periconia digitata is the source of this 2483-nucleotide messenger RNA. Lineage: Eukaryota; Fungi; Ascomycota; Dothideomycetes; Pleosporales; Periconiaceae. The record is from the annotation of a GenBank genome assembly.
CCUACAAUCUAUGCAGCGGCGACAAUGUUUCCGACUACACGCACAGUCUCUCCAAAGUCAUCGUCAUCAUGCUUCAUGAGAGCCAACAGGAAGGUUCUGUGCACGAGAACCAGCUACCAAACACUGCACCUGGUACAGAUUCGGCGGUACCACAACCUACGGCGUCCUCGAGCACCACUGUCGCAAACCCUCCGAGCACUGGGCACCGCAAGUCUCGAAUCACCUUGGCCUGUAAACGAUGUAAGCGGAGGAAACAGCGAUGUGACGGGGCACGUCCGAGCUGCCAAGCCUGUGACAGAGCAAGACAGACGUGCACAUACGAGAGGAUAGUUCGUCCCCAGUACCCUGGUGGGAAGACUCUGUACAUCAGUGCUUUGGAAGAGCGGAUUGCCUUCCUGGAGGCUCGUCUUCCCGAUCAUGCCGAAGAUCAUUUCGAUAACAUUCCGGAAGGAACGCAGCAAGUUCCUUUCACAGCCAGACACCCGUCAUUCUCCAGUCGCCGUGAAUCACAUGCCGGUUCCAUCUCCGAAGAGGUGGAUUUCGAUGAGGGUACGUCACUCGUAGAUGGAGUGGCAUACCUCUCAUUGUGCGCUUCCGGCACGACCGAUACAAACAGAGAACCGUUUUACGUAGGCUCUAGCUCUGGAGCAACCAUCGCUCGUGUAAUUCAAUCCUCCAUAUAUCGUGCGUCGGGUAGCAAGCCGCCUGACCCUUCUGCGGCCAGUCGGAGUUUUAAUGCCCCAAGUACACCGACGCCAUCCGAACAGUCCAUCACCACUGGAUCGAAUGACUUUACUUCCGCCUUUCCCACCCAAUCGCAAGCGCGAAUGCUGUUCGACUUCUUUUUCGAGCGCAUUCACCCUCGCUGGCCACUGUUGGACCGUGCCGUCUAUGAGAAAGUUUUUGAUAAACAGUAUUUCCCAGGGGCGUUAUCAAUCACACAACGCAGCAUAUUGCACUUGAUCUAUGCCAUUACAGCUCGAUUCUUAGCUGUCACCAAGAAACCAUGUGGUGUAGAUGAUGAGCUAAAAGCGGCGACCGAGCCCAUGGAACAUAUACUUAGGCAGCAUGACCUUGCGACAGUUCAAUUCCUCAUCUUGCUGGGAGUCCAUGGCCAAAGAUCUCCUUAUGGUGCAGGAGCGUGGUCGCAAAUCAGAUAUGCGACUUCUGUGUGUAUUGAAAUGGGCCUCCACAGGAAGAGGGGCUCCUUGAACCCUGCUCAUAUCAGAGAUGCGGAGAUUCGACGUCGGGCAUUCUGGUCGUGCUACUGUCUUGAUCGAGUGACCAGCAUUGUACUUGGCAGGGCUUUCGCAAUUGCAGACCGAGACAUCAACGUAGAGCUUCCUAGUGCGAGUCCAGAAUUUUGGACUUUGACCCACAAAGAUGAUUAUGACACAAGCAUGGGCCAAUGGUCUAAUAUGCGGCCGUUUAUCCAUAUCAUCAAGCUCGACCGUAUCCAAUCCAGAAUUCACAAGGCCGUCUUUCGUGUGGACAAGGACGUGGUUCGCGGUACCCCGGAAGACCGGGCAAAGCUUGAUCAGAAGAUGUGCAUCAUAAGAGCGGACCUCGACGAGUGGAUACAAACUUAUCCCCAGACACCAAAGAACGACAACAGAAGUACCUGGAUGUACGAUCCUGAAAGUGCAUAUCUGGAUGCGCGUGACUUCUACGGAGUGCAAUAUCACAAGGCAGUUCUCUUCCUCUUCACUGUUUUUCUUCCGAUACUCGAGACAUCAGAUGAACGUUUUGUCACCUGUGCUCGCUCUGCUGCCAGUGUGUGCAACGCUUACAAGCGCCUCAGCCAGAACAAGACGUUAACAUACACCAUGAUCUCGCUACAUUCCUGUUUCGUAGCCGGCUUGACGCUUGUAUAUUGUAUCUGGCGCGACCGCAGACUCUUUUCGUACGAAGUGAUUGAAGCGACUCAAAGCUGCUCCCAGAUUCUGACCAUAUUCGGCGAGAAGUGGCCGGGAGCUGUCAAGUACCGAGAUAUCUUCGACGCACUCUCACAAAGUUUGUUCAAGUUGACCAUGAAGCCGACAGAGGUAGCGCCGCAAAGCAGAAGUCCCCCAUCAUUGCAGCUGAGCCUCGAAACCCAGUCAUUCUCACCUGGCCAUUCUUCAAGUAUCCUGAAAGGCAGCGGUGCGCCCGUGUCGCCCAAAGUGUCGCAAGCGGGAAAGCCGUCCAUGUCUCAUCUCGUAACGGAUGCAGUUAAAGAAGCUUUCAUGGAGGUUGACGAGGAAGCACCGGGAGGCUGGCAGGGGUGGAGAAUGUGGAACGAAAUGGUGACAGAUGACAGCGAUCCGAUGUCGCGUCCGGCUUUCGGUUUCAAUGGUGUCAAUCAAGAGUCGAUUGAGCCUGGCUGGAACGCUUACCAGGGUUCUGGGGUGUAUGGGAUCGACCCUGUCCAAGAUGCCGCCAUGCAGAUGGGCGCGGGUUUCGGGAUGGACCAUGGCCAAUGGAAUCUUGCUGACUACAGGUAA